AGAAAUGGAACAGCAUACAGGGUGCUCUUGAGUCUUGACCACUAGUCCACUAGCCCAAACUCCAAAGCAGGGUUAACAGAAAGAAAUAGUCCGUAAAAUAAAAGAAAACAGAGAUGAGGUUUGAGCAAAGCAAGUAGCAGAAACAUGGCAAUAUAUGGAGUGGGUGAAGGUAUCCUUGGCCUCAGCCUCAGCCUUGGUAAUCCUUGUACAAAGAGAAAAUACCAGUGCUAUAGUCGUGUGAAUCGCUGUGAUUGCCGGAGUAGAGAGCGCAAACGGAAUGCAGCAUCGGAAAAACUGGUAGCACUAGUAGCAGUUGCUGUCACUCUGCAGGCAGCAGCCGCCUCUCCACUGCCGUGUUCCGCCAUCCCUAACCUCCAAGAUUCUCUUUACCCUCCCGCCGCUACCCCUUUCUCCCAAUCCAAAAACUUGACUACCGGACUCCUAAACGGAAAAAUAAGGCCUUGCCCGUCGGUUAAUCCAGGUUGUGUGUCAACAAAUCCCAAGUCCUCAUCUUUCGCAUUUCCUUGGAGGAUUCCUCAAUCAUCUUCUUCUUCUUCUUCUUCUUUGGAUGUCAAUGAUGUUGUUAGGCAAUUGCAGGAUGCAAUCCUAAAGACACAGAGGAAUGCAAAGAUUCAAGUUGUGGAAGAUACCCCAUAUGGCAAGUAUUUGAAAGCCGAGGUAGAUGGAGGAUUGGGGCGUGACGUGUUAGAAUUUUUGAUAAAAGGGGACGUUGUUGCAUAUAGAGUUAUGGCCACCCAAGUUACCUAUGUUUACCCUUUCACCACCGCCUUUGGGGAUUCCAAGGGACAGGAAGAAAGAAUGAAAAAGAUUGUGGAAGAGUUAGGAUGGUAUUCCCCUAGUUUUGACUCCAUGGACUAGCUAGGUGUUUAAUUUGUAGGCAUGUACGUUUCCU
Ipomoea nil (Japanese morning glory) is the source of this 913-nucleotide messenger RNA. Its product is annotated as thylakoid lumenal 17.9 kDa protein, chloroplastic. The coding region runs from base 145 to 879 and encodes 244 amino acids. The transcript has 4 exons. The record is from RefSeq and is a predicted model, not a curated record. NCBI's taxonomy places the organism in Eukaryota, Viridiplantae, Streptophyta, Magnoliopsida, Solanales, Convolvulaceae.